Molecule: messenger RNA, 1720 nt
Organism: Trifolium pratense (red clover)
Lineage: Eukaryota; Viridiplantae; Streptophyta; Magnoliopsida; Fabales; Fabaceae
Product: cytochrome b561 and DOMON domain-containing protein At2g04850-like
Exons: 1
Coding region: 221-1426 (401 amino acids)
Source: RefSeq, a predicted model, not a curated record
ACCAAACGCAUAGAUUAUUAUAUUAUAUAGCUUUCCUUCAAAGUUAAGCUUAAACUAAAUUCACUAAUGUCCUCAAAAAUCAUAAUGAAAUGUUACAUUACAUUACACUCUUCCUCUGAAGACAUCAUAACAAAACACAAAUCAUUUACAUAAAGAUAAAGCUCUAGCAAACCACAUAAACCACCCACUACUGCAAUUUUCUCUUUACCAUAGCACAAUUAUGUUUAUUGUUUAUGUCUUCCUCCUCUCUCUGUGUUGCCUUCCCCACAUUGGUUUUUCAUCUCAUUGCACUACAGAAACGUCCACAAAAACCUUCCAAAAAUGUAUGAAUCUUCCCACCCAACAAGCCUCCAUAGCAUGGACUUUCUACCCUCAUAACUCCACCUUAGAGCUAGUCUUCUUUGGAACCUUCAUUUCACCUUCCGGGUGGGUUGGAUGGGGCAUCAACCCCACUUCAUCAGAGAUGACAGGAACUCGUGCUUUAAUAGCCUUUUCCGAUCCAAACUCAGGCCAAAUAGUGCUACUCCCUUACAUCUUAGACCCCACUGUGAAGCUCCAAAAAUCUCCACUACUCUCUCGACCCCUUGAUAUCCGUCUCCUCUCUUCUACUGCAGCUAUGUAUGGUGGCAAAAUGGCCACCAUACACAAUGGUGCUCCCAUCCAAAUCUAUGCCACAAUCAAACUAGAAUCAAACAAAACCAAAAUCCACCUUGUUUGGAACCGAGGACUUUAUGUUCAAGGCUACUCACCUACCAUUCAUCCAACCACGUCAACCGAUCUCUCUUCCAUUGCCACCUUUGAUGUACUUUCAGGUUCAUUUGCUCCUCAACACACAGACCUCACAAUGCUGAGAGUGAUUCAUGGCACGUUGAAUGCCAUCUCAUGGGGUAUUCUCUUGCCAAUGGGAGCGAUAACUGCACGUUACUUUAGGCACAUUCAAGCACUAGGUCCUGCAUGGUUCUAUGCUCAUGCAGGAAUACAAUUGUUUGCUUUCAUUCUUGGAACUGUGGGGUUCGCCAUUGGCAUUCGCCUUGGGGAACUGUCUCCUGGAGUGGAGUACGGACUCCACAGGAAGCUCGGAAUUGCUGUGUUUUGUCUCGGAGCUUUGCAAACUUUGGCAUUGUUGUUUAGGCCAAACGCUAGGAACAAGUUUAGGAAGUAUUGGAAAUCGUACCACCACUUUGUUGGGUACUCUUGUGUGGUGCUUGGGUUUGUGAAUGUGUUUCAGGGGUUUGAGGUGAUGGGAGUAAGCAGGUCCUAUGCCAAGUUGAGUUACUGUUUGGGACUUGCUACUCUAAUUGGUAUUUCCAUAGCUUUGGAGGUGAACUCUUGGGUUUUGUUCUGUAGGAAAUCUAAGGAAGAGAAGAUGAGGAGAGAGGGACUUAUCGGAACUUCUGACAAAGGGAGUAGUGGCAUCCACACUUGAGAGAGAAUACAUACAUUACAUCCGUGCUUUUCAGCUGAAAAUUUGUGGAAGAGAAUAUAUUGAUGUAGCUCCACUUUUUUUUAAGAGUAAAUCUUUUAAUUUGGUGCUGAGAAAUGUUGCUUGUGUUAUUUUAGUCCCCAAAGUUUCUUUUAUAAGGUGAGUUUGUUAGAAAGUGGAGAGUUUUGGGAUCAAAGUUGUAUAGAUGAAAAUCUGUGGAAAAAAGCAAGUAAUAUCUUUGAGGGACCAAAUUGUAUAUUUACUCGAUUUUGUUAAUUAUUAACCCAUUUAUCAUUA